Molecule: messenger RNA, 1644 nt
Organism: Ustilago hordei
Lineage: Eukaryota; Fungi; Basidiomycota; Ustilaginomycetes; Ustilaginales; Ustilaginaceae
Exons: 1
Coding region: 1-1644 (547 amino acids)
Biological process (GO): carbohydrate transport; transmembrane transport
Cellular component (GO): membrane
Molecular function (GO): carbohydrate:proton symporter activity
Source: RefSeq, a predicted model, not a curated record
AUGUUGCUAUCACACCUGCGAGACACUCCUCGCGAAGCUAGAGGCUGGAGGCUCUGGUUCAGUGCCUGGGCUGUCGGUGCCCUCGGUAUCUCCCGUGGCCUCGAUGAAGGUAUCAUCUCUGGUGUCCUCAAGCAGCACAGUUUCAUCGACACCUUCGGCUUCGAUGACAACUCGCCACAAGAGGCCACCAUUGCAUCCCAGCUCCAACUUGGAUCCGUAGCAGGCUCUGCUAUUGCAUUCUUCCUAUGUGACCGUCUUGGACGUCUUCGCACCUCGAUGCUUGCUUGCUUGAUCUGGAUCUUUGGUACUGCAAUCUGGAUGACCUCUGCUGGCGUCAACGGCACCCAUCAUGCCGGAAAUUACAACCAACUUCUUGCAGGCCGCUUCAUUGCAGGCCUUGGUGUUGGUUUCACUCCUGUUGUCGCUCCCGUUUACCUUGCCGAGAUUGCUCCCAAAGCCAUCAGAGGACUCUGCGUUUGCAUUUUCAGCGGUAGUGUUUACAUAGGUAUCCUGCUCGGGUACUGGAGUAACCUUGGAACGAGCAUCCACUAUACGGACUCAAAGCAAUGGACCAUCCCCGCUUCUAUCAACUUUAUCUCUGCCGGCUUGACCUUCAUUGCAUGCCUCUUUGCUAAGGAAUCGCCCCGAUGGCUGAUCAAGAAGGGUCGCUACGAGGAAGGCCGCAAGGUCCUCAGCUACCUUCGCAACCUUGACGAGGACCAUGCCUUUGUUGUUAACGAGGUUGAAGUGAUGGAACAGCAGAUCGAGGCCGAGAAGCAGGCUCUUGAAGGUCUUAACCUCUUCCAGAUCCUGAAGAAGCUUGUCACCAACAAGAACAACCAGUACAUUCUUUUCCUCGGUCUUGGUAUCCAAGUGCUUGGCCAGCUCAGCGGUGGCGGUGUCUACACUGUAUUUGCUCCCAAGAUCUUUGGCCUUCUCGGUGUUCCAGGAGGACAGAGGACCAAGCUUCUUACCACUGGUAUCUUCGGUAUUGUUAAGCUCCUCUCCUCGUUUGCUGCUGCUUUCUUCCUUGUCGACAUGCUUGGCCGAAAGACGGCUGUCACCACUGGUCUCCUCCUCCAAAGUAUCUGCUCGCUCUACCUUGCGCUAUUCCUCAAGUUCACUGCUGGUGUAACCAAGGCCAACGAGACCCACGCCGACAAAUCGGCUGCCACUGGUGCUAUUUUCUUCUUUUAUUUGUCUGGUCUCGCGUGGGCCAUCGGUGUCAACUCGGUUCAGUACCUCAGCCAGACCGAAAUGUUCGACAUCACCGUCCGAGCUCUUGGUGUAGCCAUUAUUUCCCUCGUCCACUUCGGCAUGCAGUACGUUGCCACCAGAACGCUUAACCCUAUGUUGCUAGCCUGGGGCAACUUCGGCACCUUCCUCUUCUACGCCAUGAUCGCCCUGACCGGCUGCCUCUUUGUUUUCUUCUCCAUGCCCGAAACUGCAGGCAUGCAGCUUGAGGACAUCCACAAGCUCUUCGAAAAGCCAUGGUAUUCGAUCGGUUGGACGCAGAACAGGCCAGCCAACAGGCGAAAGGCGUCGUCCACUGCUGGCGACGAGGCUCAGGAUGCUGGCGACUUGGCCUACUCUGCCGAUGGCCAGAAGAAGUCCAUCGACGAGGAAGAUGAGAAGAAGCACUAA